Molecule: messenger RNA, 2211 nt
Organism: Enterobius vermicularis (human pinworm)
Lineage: Eukaryota; Metazoa; Nematoda; Chromadorea; Rhabditida; Oxyuridae
Source: the annotation of a GenBank genome assembly
AUGUUAGCAAAUGGGGGGACGAUGGCCGCAACAGCAUCUGGAGCUGGUGUUUCAAGCGUUCUGAAUCUGCGUAACGGAACAGCUGAUCUGGCUGCACUCCUGGCAGCAAGUAGUAGUGGUACCGCAAGUGCAGACGGCAAUUUGCCGGCGGCUAGCGGUUCACUUAAUCCACUGGCUAACAUGAAUGAUGCAGCGGCUUUGAUUGGUUUAUCACAGUUGUUUGCUGCACAGCACCACCAGUCAUUGGUCCAACAGUUUCAUGCAGCUGCCCAACAACAACAACAGAAUGCCCAACAACAGCUGAUACACGAUAAAAAACGGAGUUAUCCGUGUACAUUCCAGUUUUGUGUGUUAUGCCAGAAGAAUGUCCAUAGUUCAAAACUACCUUGUCACAUACGCCAGUGCCAUGUUGCCAAACCAAUGUUUCAAUGUCCGGCCUGUGAUUUUACAUCCACAUAUUCUAAAAAUAAUGUUAAAAGUCAUAUGGUCUCGCUUCACGGUCUAGCGGGUGACCCGAUCAGCUAUAUGGAACAGUACGCAGGACAAGUUGAAGAGUACAUGAAAAAGUGUUUCCCACAUGUGCGCGGUAGAGGGAGACCAAUCCAUGGCGGUGGUCGCGUAUCUCCAUCGUCACCGUCAUCUCCGCAGAGUGUCGAAUCGAACGGGUCUAGACGCGGAAGUUUUGGGUCUAACAAUUCUUCGAACACAACUAGUCAGCGGCAAUACACUCAUAGCCAGCGUCGUAUGAGUGCAAAGCAAGCAGCGCAACAGAUUUCACUGCAUGAACAGCUUAUGGCGUUCGCAAAAGCAUCUCAAGCGCAAAAUCUGGGUUCUGAAAAUAGUGCAACGGCUGCAGCUCGUGCCUUCCAAGGUUUUGAUCCGGCAACACUUCUCAGCGUUUCAAGGCCAUCAGCAACAGCUGAUAUUAAAACGGGUGUCGCUCUUAAAUUUGAGCCGUCUGAUACUUCUUUAAACAAUGAUAUGGAUACGUCAGUUUCAUCGUCCGCUAAUGUUGUUGAUGAACCAGUACCAAGUAUUUCAACAGCCAGUUCAAAUAACGGUUCAAAUGGUACAUUUGAUGUAACAAGCCCGGUCAAUGAAUGUAAAUCAAGUCCAGAGAUUGAAAAUAUUCAUCGGUUUCGCCCUGGAGAAACUUUGCAACCAAGGUGGGAACUUGACUGGGAAGUUUUGACAGACGAGCAGACCGCUCAGACUGUCUUUGACACUUUCAACACUCAGUCUAUUCUUGAGAAGCUGGAUCUAACGCUGUUUGAACCUCUUUUGGAAGAUUCAACUUUUCUGUCGGAGGAAAAGCUGCAAAAAAUCGCUGAUGUCCGACAGCGUAUCCAUCUGCAGACUUUUGAAAUAAUGUUUGCGGUGCAUCGGUUGGAUUUGGCAGUAUUGUCCGCCGAAAACGUUGACUUGGUAGCAAGCAUUGCACCGAGUGCAGUUGAUAUAUUGCGAUUCAAAAAUUACGAGAUGUCAAAUUCUACUAGCACACUGGGAGAAGACGAACAAUUUAUUUUACAGUUAUCAAAGAUUGAAAGGAUGGAAGAGAAGCUGCGUGCAAUGUCACAUAUGAGUCAUUUUUCUAGCCGAAUCAACAAAUUGAAUGAGCAAAUUAAUGACCUCAUGGCUGCUGCAAAAUUGCUACAGAAUUCUUCCGAAUUUCACAAUAUUGUUCAACUACUGUUGACCUACGGAAACUUUGUCAGUGGAGACUUUAAUGCUCAGUUAGUCAAGGGAUUUCGCACUUCAUGUUUGUUGGAGCUGAGCAUGUUUAAAUUCCCUACGAUGCCCGAAACGACUUUGUUAAAUGUUGUGGCAGAAACUAUUUCUAAGCAUUUUCCUGAAUUGGCUAAAUUCGGAGAACAAAUUCCAAUCAUUGAAAAGGCCGCUAAAGCAAAUUUCAUGUCUAUUGCUUCAACAAUUCGUGAGCUUGAAACUGGACAUAGUCGAGUCCUGACUGAGAUGCAGCAUGGUGGUACUAUCCAACUGGUCGCUGAUUUUAUUGAAACUGCUGAGCCGCUUUUAUGUGACAUUAAAGAUGCAUAUAACACUGUAAAGAAUAAGCUGACAAGUACACUACAUUAUUUUGGUGAGCCAAUACCUUACGAAGAAAUUGAACUGUUUCAACCAGAAGAGUUCUUCUCAAAAAUCGCAGGAUUCUGCCGAAGUCUUCAGAAAGCUCUAGUCGACCUGCACUUGUAA